GGUCGUCUGUUGCCCUCACCGCGACCUUCGCCCCAUCUCCCUUUUUCCUCCCUCCUCUCCCUGCCCCCUCCGCGGCUGCCUCCGGCCGGCCUCCCUCCGCCCCUUGGCCGCCUCCCCACCCCUCCCAGUCUCCACCUCCGAUGGUCCACAUCGGCCGGGAAGCACCGGAACGGAGAGAGCUCGCUGGAUCGCGGCCGAUCUGAGGCCGUUACCCGCCGUUGAUGGCGUCGGCGCUCCUCGCCAGUAGUAAUGAGCCGUGCUGGGGAGAACCAAAGGUUUAUAUGAGGAAGAACCCCAUUUCUAACCCUAACCCUAGGCCCUGCCCUAACCUGUGCACCGUCGACUAUGCCGGCGAUCGCACCGCGCGAUUCCGAACCAUGGAGCAGGAGGAGGCGCCGCCGGUAGCCACCGCCGUUGUGUCUGACGAUUCCUCUUCCUUCAACCGGAGACCCGCUGACCUCAACCACCGGAGGGAUCCUGCCGCUGGUGGCAGCGGGAGCUACGUGACCUUCAACAUCUCAGCCUACUCCAAGACGGAGCUGAGAGAGCUGAAGCGGCGGCUUGUCUCGGAGCUUGACCAGGUGCGGAGUCUCAUGAUCCGGAUCCAGUCGAGGGAGAUCCAGUCCUCCACUCGAUCCGCCGGAUUUGGUGCGUCGGGGAUCUACCCCGGUGGUGGCCGAGAGGUCACGUCCUCCGCCGGCCUACCACCUCUUGAUCCCUGGGCUUCGAGGCCCUCAGGUACCUUCUCCGCCAAGACAAACAAAGAGUCGGAGUCCGAUAAGCUCCUCGCGGCCAUGAUGAAGAAGUGCGGCCAGAUUCUUUCCAAAUUGAUGAAGCACAAGAAGAGCAUUUGGUUUAACACCCCCGUGGACGUCAUCGGCAUGGGUCUCCACGACUACUUCCAGAUCAUCAAGACGCCGAUGGACCUGGGCACGGUGAAGAAGAAUCUCCACAAGGGCCUCUACCCGUCGCCGGCAGAAUUUGCUUCAGACGUACGAUUGACCUUCAACAAUGCCUUGCUCUACAACCCUAAGGGCCACGAGGUGCACAAGCUUGCUGAACAGUUCCUCCGUCAUUUCGAAGGGCUGUUCGGGCCAGCCUUCCAUAAGUAUGAGAAGCAGGAGGAGCAGUGCAGGGUUUCUACGGAGGCGGCACCGAGUCCUGGUCCGCUUUUGCCAAUCCCAGCUUCUCCUCCAGUUCAAAGCCCGGCUCCGUUUCCGGUGGCACCCCAGGAGCAGCCAAGGCAGCAGUAUCCAAAUGUUGCGAGGGCGACAUUGGUGAAGCAACCGAAGCCCAAGGCUAAAGAUCCGAACAAGCGGCCGAUGAGCAUGGAGGAGAAGCAGAAGCUUAGCGAGGGGCUGCAGAACCUUCCGCCGGAGAAGAUGUCUCACGUCUUGCACAUCGUUCGGAAGGGGAACGUGAGCACAACGCAGAACGGGGACGAGAUCGAGCUGGACAUCGACACCAUGGACACGGAGACGCUUUGGGCGCUCGAUCGGUUCCUGUGCAACUGCAAGAAGAUGAUGAGCAAGAUGAAGAGGCAGGAGGCGAUCGCCAACGGGCUGCUGCUACAUGCUGGCCAUUCCGCCGCAGUUGCCGACGCCCAACUUCCAGCUGAAGGCGGUGGCGAGAUGUCUCCGGUGCUGGUGGAUGCGUCAGAAGUAGUUGCAGCGAAAAAGAGCAAGAAAGGAGACACCGCCGAGGAGGAUGUCGACAUUGGUGACGAAUUACCGAUCACGAACUACCCACCGGUGGAAAUCCAGAAGGACACCGGUUACGCCACCUCCUCCAGUAGCUCCGACAGCGAUUCCUCUUCGUCGAGUGGUUCCGACUCAGGGAGCUCAUCAGAGGGCGAUUCGGAUGAGGAGGAAAAUGAGGCGCGCUCACCUGCCGCCGGAGUAAGAUCUCAGAGAGACUAACGACAUGUCUGCAUAAGCUUUUUAUUUGUUGUUCUUCCUUAAUUCCUCUUCAGGUGUGACCUUGGUAGGAGUUGAUGAUAUUAGAUUAGAUUGGUAGCACAGGUGUAGCAUAUGUAAAAAGAGAAACAGGAAGUGUUUUAAAAGUGUAGGUGAUGCCUUGAAUUGAAGGGUGAGGGGUGGGGGGACUCCCUCAGCCAAGUUGUCUUCUUA
Messenger RNA from Musa acuminata subsp. malaccensis (wild Malaysian banana), 2129 nucleotides. RefSeq names its product transcription factor GTE7. Lineage: Eukaryota; Viridiplantae; Streptophyta; Magnoliopsida; Zingiberales; Musaceae. Gene Ontology annotation, molecular function: protein binding. The record is from RefSeq and is a predicted model, not a curated record.